Molecule: messenger RNA, 2434 nt
Organism: Vollenhovia emeryi
Lineage: Eukaryota; Metazoa; Arthropoda; Insecta; Hymenoptera; Formicidae
Product: mitochondrial uncoupling protein 2-like
Exons: 5
Coding region: 579-1532 (317 amino acids)
Biological process (GO): adaptive thermogenesis; mitochondrial transport; mitochondrial transmembrane transport
Cellular component (GO): mitochondrial membrane
Molecular function (GO): oxidative phosphorylation uncoupler activity
Source: RefSeq, a predicted model, not a curated record
CGUUUCAUUUUUUGUCAAAUUGAAAUCGCACAUUGCCAUACUAUAGCCAAUUUCACAAAACGAAGCGGCUGAUAAGCGCAAGCGUACGCGCUCUCGUAGGAUAAAAGUAGCGGCUAUCAGCUUCGCGGUGACAGUCGUUCGCGUACCGAUUGUUCCGUCAGAAUACUGUACUGCGUUCUUCCGCAUCGUUUGUUCACAGGAGAAUAGUAUGUAUAAAGAAGUCCACCAUCAGGAAAUCAAACACGAGUGCCCGCGUGCGGGAGGGCUCCACGCGUAUCCCGAUCACUUCAGGGAACCGCACCUUUAAAACCUUCAGCUGGAUUCAUGAGCACCUGAAGGUUCCCGUCCUCUGGUAGGACUCUGUAUAUAGUGUACAUAGGAUCGCUUGUUUAAUAAGGAAAGAGAUCCGGCUGGAAGGAAACGAGCGGGCUCGAGGGAUCUCUGCUACCACGUGGGAAAAAUUUUACCGGAAGUUUGUUCAAAUUUGUCCAAUCCUGCACCAAGUACCUGUACCCUUCAACAACGCGCGUCAACGAAGAGAAGAGUGAUCUUGGAGGAAGAAAAGAAGAGUGAAAAUCAUGAAGCAGGGUACGUCGGACGAUUCUUCACUUGGCGUGAAGCUACUUACCGCGGGCACCGCGGCCUGCAUCGCCGAUCUGGCCACUUUUCCGUUGGACACCGCCAAAGUCAGAAUGCAGAUCGCGGGGGAAGGCCAAGCCAUGUUGUUGGCAUCGGCGGAAGGCUCGGUCCUUGCAGUAAGAACGAACCAUCCAGGACUGUUCCAGACCAUCGCAAACAUCGUCAGAUAUGAAGGCGCAAGGAGCCUGUACGGAGGUCUAUCCGCGGGACUCCAGAGACAGAUGUGUUUCGCCAGCAUACGGUUGGGCCUCUACGACAGCGUGAAGUCACUCUACGCUGGAAUCUUCGACGGUAACUAUAAGAGCGGUACGUCUGUGAACGUUGGCGUACGCGUUGCCGCGGGGCUGACGACGGGCGCUUUGGCCGUGAUGAUCGCUCAGCCGACCGACGUCGUCAAGAUCCGCAUGCAGGCUGGAAAUAACGGGCGAUCAUCGGUGAGGUACACCUCUACUCUGCAGGCGUACAAGAGUAUCGCCAGUGGGGAAGGCGUGAGAGGUCUUUGGAGAGGAACUUUGCCGAACAUCGCGCGAAACGCCAUCGUGAACGUGGCGGAGGUAGUCUGUUACGAUAUUAUCAAGGAUCUCAUCCUGGCCAGCGGUUAUCUUCGCGACGGGAUACCGUGUCACUUGACCGCCGCGACGGCCGCAGGACUCUGCACCACUCUGGCAGCGAGUCCCGUGGACGUCAUAAAGACGCGUUACAUGAACAGCACCCCCGGCGAGUACAAGGGCGCGAUAGACUGCACCAUCAAGACUUUCGCCCAGGAAGGCCCUAGCGCGUUCUACAAGGGCUUUGUACCGAGUUUCGCGCGCCUGGUAUCUUGGAACAUCGUAUUGUGGGUGACCUACGAGCAGAUCAAGUUGCAGGUGAAGAAGCUACAUGGCAUCGAAUGAGAUCCUCGAUUACCGAGUCCGAUUAUUCUGCCGAAGAUCGGUAGAUAAUCCAUUGUAAUCUUCUGCGUUACCGUAUCGAAAUUCACCUCCGUAGAAGAUUAACGUUUGUUUAGAUAAACCGUGCGAAUUGAACGUAGGUAAAUUGGAAGCUUCAUAUUCCACAAGACGCAAUCUCAACCGUCGAUGAUAAAUGUCCUCGUAUUACUGCUUCUUUUUUCAUCGCUUUCUUAAAUGCAAGUGUGCGCAUAUCAGUCUUUAUCAUCCAAUUAUUUAACGACAGGUUCGUUGAUUAACAAAAUUCUUUGCACCGUUGGAAAUAGUAAUUAAUAUGAUAUGAUACGAGUAGGGCUACAAUCUCAUUCGGUUCGCUCUAGUUUCCAUUUAAAUAUGCACAUACGCAUUCACACUGAUAGACGCAGGGAAGAUUUCUUGAUAAUUUAUACAAAAUAAAAAUUUGGAUUGCAUCAGUUUUAUAAGAAGUCGUUAGGCUAUUUCUCGGCAGGGUGGAUUAUACGAUGAUUACAGAUCAUUAACGCGUCAAAUAGACAAUAAUUAUGUUACGAAAGUUCAUUCCGAUGUCUUUGCUUAAAUCUAGAUAGAGUCUCAUAAAAAAAACUGUGAUCAGAAACUAACAAAUUCUACUUUUAGCGUCGCUCUAAUUAACUCAUUCGUGAACACAACGCGCAAUUUUUAACAUGUACAACAUAAUCUCGAUUCAGUCAAUUGACAUUUUACAGGGUGCAAUUUAUAUCGUAAUUCAAUCAACGAAUUUUUUAAAUCACAUUAUCGUUACGAAUAAUUUAGUCUGCAAGGAGCAGCGUUGAAAAUCCUCCAUUUUAAAAGUUUACGUGUUGUAGACAUAUUUGUUAUUUAUAAUGAAAUACAAUUGCCAACUUUUAUAG